This is a messenger RNA of Camelus dromedarius (Arabian camel), 3573 nucleotides long. RefSeq names its product coiled-coil domain containing 85C (gene CCDC85C). Gene Ontology annotation, cellular component: apical junction complex. Bases 1 to 1269 code for a protein of 422 amino acids. The transcript is spliced from 6 exons. Lineage: Eukaryota; Metazoa; Chordata; Mammalia; Artiodactyla; Camelidae. The record is from RefSeq and is a predicted model, not a curated record.
AUGGCUAAGCCCCCGGCGGCGGCGGCGGCGGCGGCGGCGGCGGCGGCGUCGGAGGAGCUGAGCCAGGUGCCGGACGAGGAGCUGCUGCGCUGGAGUAAGGAGGAGCUGGCGCGGCGGCUGCGGCGUGCGGAGGGCGAGAAGGUGGGCCUCAUGCUGGAGCACGGCGGCCUGAUGCGCGACGUGAACCGGCGGCUGCAGCAGCACCUGCUGGAGAUCCGCGGCCUCAAGGACGUGAACCAGCGGCUGCAGGACGACAACCAGGAGCUGCGCGAGCUCUGCUGCUUCCUCGACGACGACCGGCAGAAGGGGCGCAAGCUGGCGCGCGAGUGGCAGCGCUUCGGACGCCACGCGGCCGGCGCCGUGUGGCACGAGGUGGCCCGCUCGCAGCAGAAGCUGCGCGAGCUCGAGGCGCGCCAGGAGGCCCUGCUGCGCGAGAACCUGGAGCUCAAGGAGCUGGUGUUGCUGCUGGACGAGGAGCGCGCGGCGCUGGCGGGGGGCGCGGGCGGCGCCGGCGGCGCAGGCGGCGGCGCCGGCUCCCGCAGUUCUAUCGACAGCCAGGCCAGCCUGAGCGGGCCACUGGCCGGCGGCACGGCAGGCGCGGGGACCCGCGACGUGGGCGACGGCAGCAGCACGUCGAGCGCCGGCAGUGGCGGCAGCCCGGACCACCACCACCACGUCCCGCCCCCGCUGCUGCCCCCGGGCCCGCACAAGGCCCCCGACGGCAAGGCCGUCGCCACGCGCAGGUCCCUGGACGACCUGUCGGCGCCACCGCACCACCGAAGCAUCCCCAACGGCCUGCACGAUCCCUCGUCCACCUACAUCAGGCAGCUGGAGACCAAGGUGAAGCUGCUGGAGGGGGACAAGCUCCUCGCACAGCAGGCAGGCUCUGGAGAAUUCCGGACGCUGCGGAAAGGCUUCUCCCCAUAUCACUCGGAGUCCCAGCUCUCCAGCCUGCCGCCCUCCUACCAGGAUUCCCUGCAGAAUGGCCCAGGUUGCCCGGUUCCUGAGCUGUCCUCGCCCCCCUCCGCUGGCUACAGCUCUGUGGGACAGAAGCCCGAGGCCGUCGUGCACGCCAUGAAGGUCCUGGAGGUACAUGAAAACCUGGACCGGCAGCUCCAGGACAGCUGUGAGGAGGACCUGAGCGAGAAGGAGAAGGCCAUUGUCCGCGAGAUGUGCAACGUGGUCUGGAGAAAACUGGGGGACGCCGCCAGCUCUAAGCCCUCUAUCCGGCAGCACCUGUCUGGGAACCAGUUCAAAGGGCCCUUGUAGGGCCGUUCCUCUGUGGACGUGGACUGGCCCUGCCUGGGGUCUGCAGACACGGGCAGGCCCUCGCACCGAGCCACUGUCUUCUUCUUCUGUGCUGAAUUGUACAUAGUACGCUGCCUGCCACAGCCUGGCUGCCAAGGGUCCGAUUCCAUCUCCCGCCUCUCACACCAGCACACCGGGAGGACUGUUUCCUGCAGCAGAGCGGCCUGGACAGCCUUGUUCCUGCUCGGGGGCCUGGGCUCUGGGUGCCACUGGCGAGAGGCUGAGGCUGCUCUGAGAUCCCAGGCCCAGGGACUGGCCCAGGCUGUGCCCAGCUUUGGUGGAGGGGCACCUCAUCAAGCCCUUCACCCCUGGACGCCACCUGCACUGGACAGAGGCCACUGGCAGCUGGACUGACGCACGGGGCACCACUUCUGACCCCCUGCUGUGGCCUGGACGCCGGCUUGCUCAGCACUGGGUCCCGAGUCGCGGACAAGGCCCCUCCUCUGGCCCCUGUGCCCAGGCUCCCUGCUGCCAGCCGCUGCUUGGCUUUAGAGCUCAUGCCCCCCACUCCCAGACACACACUCUCUGCUGUGGCCCUCGCCUGGUGCCAGGCUGUGCCCUAUCUUUGGGGGGGGGGUCCCUCCUGCCCAGGGCCUGAGGCACCUCCAUAUCUGUGUGUCACAUAAUGAGACAUGCACACCCCUCUCUGCCUGGGUGGCACUGGGCCACGGCCGGGCCUCUGCUCAGGAAUGGUGUUCCCCAGAACCUAACCCCUUCCUGGAUCACUGUAGACAGAGCCACGUGACUGCAGGUGAAGGACUUCCCUCCUUGGGAGGGGCCCACCCUGGCUCUGGCUUUCAUUUUCCUGUGUGACCUUCAGCAAGUCACUCAGCCCCUCUGGGCCCCUGGUGGGAGAAGGAGGGCUCAGAGGUUCUUUCAGCCGUGCCCAGGGUUGGAGGCCAUCAGCUUUAGUCAGCCUACUGCCUCUUCCACAGCACACGAGCCGCGGGCGCCUGCCGGCUGGAGAGGCCGCUGGUGAGUGGGCCGGGGGAGCCAAGGCCCAGGCUGCCUCCUCUGAGGGCUCGGGGAUCAAACAAGACCUUCAGUGUAGAACGGUCAGGUUUAACUGUAAAGUGAGACUUGAAUUUUAAAAUGUGUGUGGGACAGUGCGGCCCAGAGGGGGUGAGUGACCUGUGGCUCAUUGCAGAUCAGAUCCCAGAGCCUGGAAGGCCAGGCCAGGCCACUGUUACUAACGCUGUAGUGACCAGCCCUGGCGUCCUCUAGCUGUUGCACGUUCCUCCAUCACCAUCGGACUUCCUCACUCUUCAGCGGUACUUAGAGCUGCGUGCAGCUGGCCAUCAGGGAGCCCAAGGCUGUCUUGGCGUCAGGCAGGCCUCGUCCAGGCUCACGUGAGGGAUGGGGACCAGGUAGGGGGUGGACGAGGCCACCCUGUUCCUCUCCCCAGUGGGGACUCCGAGCAGCUCUUACCGCCUACCUGCCAUCGGUGCCCUUGGAUCGAUGCUCUCAGGGGAAAAGCCCGAGGCCCUCACUGUGCCCAGGGAGUGGGAGGUGGGUGCUGUGCACGGCGACAGGCACAGUCCUUUUGCCCUGAGUGUUACAGGGAGCUGUGGGCUCUCCAGAAGGAGGUGGCUCUCAGGUUAGGCGGUGAGCUCCCUGUCACUAGGGGUGUGCAUCAGGAGCUGGGUGAACAUCCUUGGUCCUGGUUGGGGGUGAUUCCUGCCCAAGUGGGCGGCGAGCUGGGUGGCAGAGGCCCUUUCUGGGUCUUUAAGUCCAAAGAACUGCAGAGCAGCCCAAGGGGUCAUGAGGCCCUUUUGGGUGGGAGCCGCGUCUGGGAGCCCAUGUGUCACGCUUGGGCCACUUUGGCUUGGCCACCACUGAAAAUAAGCAAUAAGUCAGGUCUCCUGCAAACUGACCCAGGGAAGAGCAGCCUCAAAGGGACCAUUCCCGCUGGAGGGAAGUGACCCGGCCCCUGAUGCUGCAGUGGUGUCCAGGGAGCGGGUGACAUCUGUCAGAGUGGCCUCCCACCCACCGUGGAGACGGCACCCUCCAGGUGCAGACGCCUCCUCCCUGCCCCUGCUCGUGUCCUGGAGCCAGCCGUGCACAGGGUGUCUUUCUAAGACAGAACUGUGCCUGAGACAGUCCUCUCUCUAGCUCCCCUGCCUGCCCUGCCGCAGCACAGGGCGCAGCUGCAGUGGGAGCCAGGCAGGGAGGGUCAGGUGGGUCUCACUGCAGGGGCCAGGUCAGGGUGAGUCCCUCUGCCACGAGCAGGGAGUGUGCGGAAGGUGACCCCCCCCCCCCCCAAAA